Messenger RNA from Phytophthora infestans T30-4, 2340 nucleotides. Its product is annotated as glycoside hydrolase, putative. Gene Ontology annotation, biological process: carbohydrate metabolic process. The transcript has 3 exons. The record is from RefSeq and is a predicted model, not a curated record. NCBI's taxonomy places the organism in Eukaryota, Oomycota, Peronosporomycetes, Peronosporales, Peronosporaceae. The coding region runs from base 1 to 2340 and encodes 779 amino acids.
AUGCGAGGGUUGGCAGUGACCACUUCAGUGUUGUUAGCCUGCAGUUAUUUGGUGGGAGCAAGCAACGACUACGCUGGAAACCCCGUCGCAACUCUCGACUACGACUACGAAGUUGCAGGCCUGCCGUACUUCGUUGUGUCCUCCGUUUCCAACGGACCUGUGGACGUAGAAGUCAAAUACUCGGAGCAGUUUUCCGUACUUUCCACCAACUUCUCGGACGGACCCUCGCAAUACGCCACCGCCGUCGCAAACUCGCGCCGCGUAGAGACGCACCGCUUUACGGAGAAGGAGAUCAAUGUGACGGUGACGUCCAUGUUAAGCCAACCCGGUCAACGUUGGCAGACUCUGCGUUUGCUGAGUGGCGACUCCAUCAUAUUCUCAAAUGUCGGUCUUCAAGCCUCAGUUGAAGUGAUUGAUGAUCUGUCCACGCUUCCGGGCCAAUUUUCGAGUUCCAACGCCAAGUAUAACGAGAUUUGGAAACUCGGUGCACGCGCAGUAAGCGCUGCUUGUCUGGAUGCUGGUAGUCAAGUGUCGUCUUGGCGUGUGUCCGAAGAGAACGGCACAUUUGUACCUAAUCCACGACCGGGAGUGUCGUAUAAAGCGUGGAAUCUGAGCGAUUACACACUCGGGUUUGAGAGCCAAAUCAUCCGCGGGGGCCUCGGAUUUUACAUUGGCUAUGACAUCACAGCGAACCGAGGAUCGCUCAUGUUCCACUUGUCAUCGGAAUAUCCCGCUGACUCAACGUACGUGAACAUCAACACGACUUUAUUUCCACCCAGCACACUGACCCUUACGUAUGGCUUCGACUUUGUCAACGCCACAGACAUGACAAGUUACGUCCUUGGUACGUCUCGUGUGCCUUUCGACGUGAAGGAACAUGUGUGGUAUCGUUACUCGACGACUGGGAAAGGUGCUAUCGGCUUUGGUGGCUGGCAAGACCAGGCAUCCUAUGUUCGUAACGUGAAAGCCACGAGUCUGAAUGACUCGUCCAAGACGCUCUACACGAACCCGAUGACAGACGAAAGCGUAGUACUACCGGAGUUCGGCGUGCAGUCUAAUACGUACGCCGCGUGCCUUGAUGGGGCAAAACGUGACCGAUACAUUUGGUUAGGCGACUUCUACCACACCACUCGCAUCAUGGGCGUUGCCAACUCAAAACCUGAACAGAUAACAGGCACUUGGAAGUAUCUUUUUGAUUACCAGGCUUCAAAUGGGCAAUUUCCAGGCCUAAUGACCAUGACGUACGAGACUCCAAUGCCCACGCCUGAAGUCUUUAUGUUUAACGCUGGCACGAGUGACGCAUACUUGAAUUUCCCCGACUACGACAUUUUGGGGCUGAUCGGGUUCGUGUCGUACAUGGAGUAUUAUGACGAUGUGGAGUUCGCGAAGGCUAACUGGGAGUCGCUGCAAAAAGCUACUGCUUGGUUAGUAAGCUGCCGAGAUAGCAACGGACUUAUCGAUGUCACGAAGUACGUGGCCGUGUUUCUGGGCUCAGGUACCGGUACUGCUGUGAACGCUGCUGCUGUCCAAUGUCUCAAUGGUAUGGCCAAGGUAGCCAAGUCAAUAGGAGACGAAGCUUCCGCUAACCAAUGGGUCGAAGUAGCCUCCAGUAUCAAAACUGCGAUGAAUGAUCUGCUCUGGGACGACACGUUGGGCAACUACGCCGUCGAUGCAUCGACUCCCCAGGUCUAUGGAGUCUCGGCUAUCGCUUUCGCGAUUACUUCUGGGGUGGCAAACGAGACUCAAACUGACAUUUGCGUGAAGAGUUUGGAAAACCUUCGUCGAGGCCCCGGAUACAUCGACACGAGUGUUACGGAUAAUAGUUCCAAGAUCUCACCCAACACGAACGGGUUCCUUCUGGACGCACUACUACAGACUGGACACACAAAUGAGGCUGCUUUUUUGCUUGACAAUCUGUGGGACGCCAUGAUCUCGAACGAGUAUUAUCGUUCCGGAGCAAGUUGGGAGUACGUUUCGCAGUCCCUGGAACCCGGACUCAAAGAGUUCACGUCGUUGAGCCAUCCGUGGGGUGGAGCUCCUACAUAUGUUUUGACCAACUACGUUGCAGGUAUUCGUCCUCUGGUGUUCGGGUUCCGCCACUGGAUAGUGAACCCAAUGGUAACAGGGCUGAACAUCACGAGCGCUAAUGCAACUGUAAGCACCCCGUACGGCGCACUGACGGCCGGGUGGGAGAAAACCGAUAGCAACAUUCUCAGUUCGACGAUCGCUGCACCAUUGGGAACUGAGGGUGUGUUCGAGGUGGCGCUUCUCAACUCGAGCACUUUCCAGCAAAAAUUGGCCGGAACAGGAGAACCGAUCGUGUUCAGCGUUCAGCUUUAG